CCACAACCACACUCAAAGUCAAGUAUGUCUGGCAAGGGGAAGGCUGGCAAAUCUUCCACAGGCAAGGCUGGCGGUGAAUCCAGCAAGUCGCAGUCCCGCUCUGCAAAGGCUGGCCUUCAAUUUCCUGUUGGCCGUGUUCAUCGUCUCUUGAAGAAGGGCAAUUACGCCCAGCGUGUUGGUGCGGGUGCUCCCGUCUACCUCGCCGCUGUCCUCGAAUAUCUCGCCGCUGAGAUCCUUGAGCUUGCUGGUAACGCCGCCCGCGAUAACAAAAAGCAGCGUAUCGUCCCUCGUCACCUUCAGCUCGCUAUACGUAAUGACGAAGAGUUGAACAAGCUCCUCGGUGACGUUGUCAUCAGCCAGGGUGGUGUUGUACCCCACAUCGACCCUGCUCUGCUGCCGUCAAAGUCGAGCAAGGGCAGCAAGAAGGAGGGUGCCUCACAGGAGGUCUAAGUCUCAUCUGCGUUGUCCUUUCUCGCUCUGUCCUUUGGUGUGCACUUGUAACAUUUCCAUCUUCUUUGCAUCAUUCUCUAAUCUACCGGCUGGGGAACAUGUAGAUUUGUCUUGACGAUGUUUCCCUGUAAUUGUACUGUAUGCAAUGAGUGCACUC
Messenger RNA from Phanerochaete carnosa HHB-10118-sp, 607 nucleotides. RefSeq lists its product as uncharacterized. The record is from RefSeq and is a predicted model, not a curated record. The transcript has 5 exons. The coding region runs from base 25 to 450 and encodes 141 amino acids. Gene Ontology annotation, molecular function: protein heterodimerization activity; DNA binding; structural constituent of chromatin. Gene Ontology annotation, cellular component: nucleosome. NCBI's taxonomy places the organism in Eukaryota, Fungi, Basidiomycota, Agaricomycetes, Polyporales, Phanerochaetaceae.